Molecule: messenger RNA, 2339 nt
Organism: Papaver somniferum (opium poppy)
Lineage: Eukaryota; Viridiplantae; Streptophyta; Magnoliopsida; Ranunculales; Papaveraceae
Exons: 2
Coding region: 31-1047 (338 amino acids)
Source: RefSeq, a predicted model, not a curated record
UGUGAGGUUAGUGGUUAUCUGUUUCUGGAAAUGUCACUGAGGGACAAUAUAUACCAGAGUAGUUUAACCUCUUUGUUGGGUAAAUACCGUAAAGAAAUUGUUCAAGAGAAGAUUUAUGAACAUCAAGUCUGUCGUUCAGCAGUGAUUAGAGUGUAUAAACUAGAAGGUGGUGUUCUUUGGUCCCAUGUCUAUUCUCUUAUGGUGAUAUUCUUCAUUGUUAAGAGGUAUGAUUUACUUGAAAUAUUUAUGAUUUUCACUGAGCAGAUUUCUCAAAUAAUUGCUAACAUGGGUAAGGAAAGUUCGAAAGUCAGGAUUGAUGAAUACUUAUCCAUUAUCAUCAUAUUUGAUCGAGGAAAGUUGUUAUAUGAUACAAGUAGUAGUGGUUACGAACUGGAGAAUCGUGUCAGCCAUACUAUGCUCCUCGUAUGGAAAGGGAAACUAAAGAGCGAAAAUUUUCUCUGUUAUCCUUGUUGUUGCUUUUUCGAUCUCAGAGCUCAAUGCAUAAAUCCACUUUCGUUCAAUAUUUCAGGUGUGCACUCUCAUGGGUUAUUUCGUGUGUAUCUUCAUUUUUCUGUUUAUCAACUGCUGCAGCUAGGUCCUGAUGGUGAUGUUUGUUUUUAUCGAUUUUCUACCCAAUUGCUUAAAAUCUUGAUUUCAGAUAGUGAUCAGGUAGAGUUCCAUGUUUUUUCUCUUGUGGUGAGUCUUACAAAUCUCAUAAGAAGCCCUAUCAAGCUUCUAAGAAUGCGUUUAAAUUUAGUGAAAAUGCCACAGAUAGGUGGUAUUCUCGGUUAUAGUUAUGGUCCAAGGAUGUUUGACCGUGGUAAAGAUUGUGGAAUAUGUAGAAGUGGGAAUUAUGUUUAUGAUCUAACUCUGGAAUCUGGGUACUGCUCUGAAUUGUUACUUGACUAUUUGUGUGUCUUUUUGUUGGGUAUAUAUGGUGAUACUCAUAAUGCUAGUGUAUUUGGUGGUGAAAUGACGCAGAUAGGCAAUGCUCACAUGGCUAUAUUGAGACUCCAAUUGACAAGGGACAUCGUGUUACUUCUAUAAGUACAGCCUCGGGUUAGAUAUCUCAAAUUUUGCUGGAGAUUUCGAGUCCUUCCCAAGUCAUGAGUGGCAACAAUUGUACUGGGUUACAGCACGCAGGAGCUGUAAAAAGUACCUUAUAGUAGCAGCUGAGUAUUUUCUUGGCACUACCCAACAUCUUUUUAAGAAACUGCGGACCUCCACACCUGAUGGGUCAUCAAAACAAGAUGGAGAUGAGAAUCUCAACUCCAUGGAUAUGAUACACAGUUCGCAAGGGGUAACGAUAGUUCUUGUUAUCACAUUACAUGGAUUUCCUGCAUACACUCCGUACAUCAAAGAUUGUAUACUUCUUAUAAGGUUUUGGAUGGAAGUAUUCACCACAGUAGCUGCUACAUUACAAGUCAUCACAUGUCAUCACUCUCGUACCGCUGGCCUAAGGGGGGAAAUGAAUAUACCCAUCUCACACAAUGGCCUGGAGACGAUUAUGUCAGCAAGCCUCUGUGGAAUUUUUCGAGUGUUUGAUUUUGUGUACACAGGUUCAGGAAUGACUCUGGGAAAUAAUCUAUCUCAGUUUCCACAUAACCACAAUUUUGCUAAAAAGGGGUACAAGCAGCUGAAGACAAACAAGGAAGAAGUUAUCUUCCCAAGAAAAGAGUUGCAGGUGAUAGUUCUUGUGUUCGUGGAGAUGGCAAGUUUAAGACUACAUGUUCGCACACAAGUUCAUUGCAGAGAAGAUAACAUGAAGAUGCUUGUUUAUGCCUCAAUGGGUAGUAGAGAAAGUCAUCUUAUGCUGAAAGAUACCCAUAUAGUCAUUUGUAAUCCUAUUUGGAAAGUGUUAUUCGUAGCUGCAAGUGGUGUCAUUACUAGUAUACACCCAGACUUCAGUUGUGAAGUUACAAGGCAUGUUUACUACGGGGAAAUGAUUCCAGGCUCAAGUUCAUUGAUUAUUGUUGAAGGAGACUUGCAUCAAGUCGAUUGCUACAGUUACACGAAAGAAUUCAGCUUGUUAUGGGCCUUAUUGUCGAAGUUAUGGAAACUGCAUUCAUGUCUUUUACGGCGUUGGAGAAGGAGCUGCAACAACUGUGUUCCGGGGUCGAGAUCAUUUCAUAUCUUUGAGGACAAGGUUAAUUUGAAGGGGUGGGAAUUUUUCAUGUCCCGGUUAAGGGCUGACCACUUACUAAGGGAAGAUAGUAUGUUAGUAAGUGUAGUAGUAGUCAUACGAGUGGAACGUGCCAGUGCAAUAGUCCUUUUCUCUUUAUAACCUUGAGUUCCUGUAAUUGAAAAUAUUAUCGAAAUAGAAAUUGUUGUUUGGUUUA